AUGUCUCAGGCCGGCGCCGACAAGCUUCACCAGCCGCGCCCCGGCACCGCCUCCAUCGUCGACUCGCCGCCCUCGCCCUCGGCCGGCCUGCUGCACCGGAUCCUGCGCCUGGGCCGUGUCGAGCAAAAUGGCAUCCGCCCGCUGCCGCCUGCCGAGCGCCGCCACACGCGCUUCUUCAACAUCUUUACUGUCUGGUUCUCCAUCAAUUCAAAUAUCCUCGGCAUCACCUUUGGCAUGCUGGGCCCCUCGCUCUACGGCCUCGGCCUCCGCGACUCGGCCCUCGUCAUCCUCUUCUUCUGCCUUCUCUCCACCCUUGCCCCGGCUGCCCUCGCCAUCCUCGGCCCCAAGACAGGCAUGAGGCAGAUGAUCCAGGCCCGCUACAGUUUCGGCCGCUACCUCGUCUCCAUCCCUGUCCUUCUCAACCUCGCCACCCUCACAGGCUUCACCGUCAUCAUCUGCGUCGUCGGCGGCCAGUGCAUCUCGGCCGUCUCGGACGGCACCCUGACGCCCAACCUCGGCAUAGUCAUCAUCGCCCUCCUCUCUCUGCUCGUCUCCUUUGCCGGCUUCACUGUCCUGCACAUCUUCGAGACGUAUGCCUUUGUGGCCGCCCUCGUCAGCAUCGCCAUCGCUGCCGGCGUCGGCGGCGAUGGCCUCGCCAAGCAGUCGCAGCCCGACCAGCCCCCGACCGCGCGCCAGGUGCUCAACUUUGGCAUGAUUGUCGCCAGCUACCAGCUCCCCUGGGCCGCCAUUGCCAGCGACCUGACGACUUAUUUUGACCCCAAGGUCCCAUCCUCGCGCGUCUUUCACUACACCUACUGGGGCCUCCUCAUCCCUACAGUGCUGCUCAUGACGCUGGGGGCCGCCGUCGCCCGCGCCAUCCCCAACAACCCGGACUGGGAGGACCGCUACGGGCGCAACCUGGUCGGCGGCGCCCUCGCCGGCAUGCUGGCUCCCGCGGGCGGCUUCGGCAAGUUUGUCGUCGUGGUGCUGGCGCUGUCGCUGCUCGGCAACACGUGCGGCACCUUUUACGCCAUCUCGCUCAACUUCCAGACGCUGGUCCCGUGGCUGGCCCGGGUGCCGCGCUACGUCUUUUCCAUCGUCACGACGGCCGUCGUCAUCCCCGUGGCCAUUGCGGCCGUCGACAACUUCCUAGUCAACCUGGAAAACUUCGUCGCCCUCAUCGGCUACUGGUCGGCAGCCUUUGUCGGCAUCGUCGCCGCCGAGCACCUCGUCUUCCGCCGCGGCCGCUACGACGCCUACGACCACGCCGUCUGGAACUCGGCACGCCGCCUGCCCCUCGGCGCGGCGGCCCUCGGCGCGGGCGUCGUCUGCUUCGGCCUCGUGGUGCCGUGCAUGGACCAGGCGUGGUGGACGGGGCCCAUUGCCAAGACGACGGGCGACAUUGGCUUCGAGGUGGCCUUUGUCGUGAGCGCGCUGACGUAUGUGCCCUUGCGACACCUGGAGAAGCGCUUUACUGGCCGGUGA
Messenger RNA from Hirsutella rhossiliensis, 1485 nucleotides. RefSeq names its product permease for cytosine/purines, uracil, thiamine, allantoin. Gene Ontology annotation, molecular function: transmembrane transporter activity. The transcript has 4 exons. The record is from RefSeq and is a predicted model, not a curated record. Lineage: Eukaryota; Fungi; Ascomycota; Sordariomycetes; Hypocreales; Ophiocordycipitaceae. Bases 1 to 1485 code for a protein of 494 amino acids. Gene Ontology annotation, cellular component: plasma membrane. Gene Ontology annotation, biological process: transmembrane transport.